AUGAAUUCUCCGGGCGGGAGAGGGAAGAAGAAGGGCUUAGCUGCCUCCAGCUCCCCGACUCGGGCCGCCGGGACUUCCUCUCCGCCCGGGGCCGGGCCGGCUCCCUCCGUCCAGCCCCACCAGCAACAGGCAGCUGCGGCGACGGCGGCGGCGGCUUCCCCUCACAAGCGCAACCUCUACUACUUCUCGUACCCGCUGUUCGCCGCCUUCGCCCUGCUCCGCUUCCUGGCCUUCCAGCUGGGGCUGCUGUUCGCCUGGCUCUGCGAGCGCCUCUCCCGCGGCGGCGUCCUCAUGGCAGCCGCCAAAGGCACCGCCAGGGCCGGCGCCGGCGACGCUCCCGAGACGGUGCGAGCCUGCCACAAGCGCGCCUUCGAGUGCAUCUCCACGGCGCUGCGCAUCGACGAAGACGAGGCCGGUAAGGGAGGCCCCGGAGAGGCGAAAUGGCUGCGGCAAGGGAUGGGGGGGGGAGAGCGGUUGUGUUGCGCGGCGAGGACGGUGCCGGUGGAGGGAAGGGGAAAGGGAUGCCGCCCAGGAGGACAGGGGCGGGCGUGCGGCGGGAGAAGCCCCCUUUCGCCGUCGCCUCACGCCCGUCGGAUGGCUGCGCUCGGUGCCCCCUAGUUCUGUCAACCUCCCCUUCCCGGCGCUGUGUCUCCUUAUGCUUCCGAGUUCGCUCUUGUCGCCCAUCUGCUCUCGCAGUCGAGGGGACUCAAGAGUGUUUUUAUAGGUCCUCCUUGUAGUGUCGGCAGCGAUGGUUCAGUCCCCGCGCAAUUAGUUAGAUAGGCAACGGUUUAAAAGGCGAGGGGCUUUGAAGAGUAGAAUUGCUCCAGAGUGAAAAGUCUAUUUACCCCAUAAGAGGCGGCGAAUGUUACAAUGUAUGGAGGGUGCUGACAUGAAGGACUUGGUGGGUGGAGUCUAUGUAAAGGGAGGCUUUGCUGCGAAUGUGAAAGAGACUUUGUGUUACCCGCUUAGUCUCUUUGUUCUCCGAGUUCAGCUUGUACUACUGUGGUUCAUCAUACACCAUCACCAGCCGCUGCGGCUGUUAACUUGUUUGGGCUGCAUAUCAAAUUCAAGUUUCUAAGGAGUUCAGACAAAUUCUUGAGAUGGUAAUACUGAGGGGGGGGGGAAUGUGUAGAAUGGUGAGCUCUAUGAAGGCAAACUAUUCAGAAAGGCCUUUUUUUUGUUAGGGUUGACUGUACUGUAACUUAAACAGUAGCUGUUAGUCUUGAGAGAACACGAGAGCUCAGAUAUUUUAAAGCUAAAUCGUUUGCCAUUUGUAACCUUCAAUGCUUCCUGGUGUGACACUUUUGGUAAAAGAUAAGCCAUUGAUAGAAGCUUUUAAUAUGCUGUAAAUAAAUAGGGACUGCAGUGAGGUUUGUUGUAAGUUUUACUUAAUGUAAUAGGUUAAGACCUACUCUUUCCAUUUACUUAUUUGGUGGUGAUUUAGAAUAAGAGUGAAAAAUAACCUUUCCAAUGCAGCAGUCAUACAAAUACAAUAAGAUGGAUGUUGAAGCAGCCUUACACUGACCUAGACAACUGGUUGAUUCUAACCUAACCCUGGGUUUCAAGCAGAGGUUAUUCCCAACACUGCUACCUAAGAUACUUUUAGCUAGAGAUGCCAGGGAUUGAACCUUUUACAUCCAAAAUAUGUUCCUUCCCACAAGUUAUGGUUCUGAACAAACAGCAUUGGACUGUCAACAUAUGUAACAAAAACAAAAAUUAAGACUGACAUUAAGAACAUGGUAAGAGCCUACUGAAUCAGGCCAGUGGCUCAUCCACUAUCCUGUUUUCAUAGUGGCCACCCAGAUGCCUGUGGGAAGACCGCAAGCUAGACAUGUGUGCAACAUCAUUCUACCCAACUGGUAUUGAGAGGCAUAAUGCCUCUCACAGUUGAGAUAGACCAUUGCCAGCAUGGCUUGUAGCUGUUUAUAACCUUGUCCUGCAUUGAUUUUUUAAAUCCUCUUUUAAAACCGCCUAAGUUGGUGGCCAUUGAUGCCUCCUGUGGGACUGAGUUCUAUUGUUUAAUUACAUGUUGCCUAAAGUACUUUCUUUUAGCUGCCCUCAUUAUUCCAACAUUCAGCUUCAUUGGAUGUCCAUGAAUUGUAGUGUUAUGAGGGAGGGAGAAAAACUUUUCUCUAACCACUGUCUCCAUGCCAUGCAUUAUUUCAUACACAUCUAUCAUGUUACCUCUUGCCUUUUGUUAUUUUUAGGUAUUGAUGGUGAAUUCGAACCCCGUGUCCAGUAACUUUCAAAACAUAAGCUGGAAUUGGGUAUUUUUUUCAAGUUGCCCACCCUUUAAGUUUCCCUACAUAGUGAUUGUGGCACUACAUGGCUUUCCUGGAAAGUGUAGAAAUAAGCAAUAUUCGGGAGUAAUAUAGCUGAUUGCCCAUUGUUUUGUAUGAGAGAUUAAACAAAUCUGAAACAUUAAGAUUAAACCUUUCUAUCUCAUUUGUUCAGCAGAAUCAAGAUAAGGAAGUAAGUGAAUGAGUUCAAGACAGUUUGACAAGCCAAUGAAAAUAACUUUCCAUUUCACUCUGGGUGUGCUGACCCCUGCGAUUUCCCCAAAUGUGGGAAGCUUGACUGCAUAAUUUGUGGUAGGUUUAGGAUAGGUUAGGCUGAGACAGUGAGGGAGCUGGGGUCAUGUAGUAAGCUUCAUGACUGACUUCUAGUAUAACACUCUGAUUCUUCACAUGCAAAAAAAUUACAGCAAAACUUCAUGGACUGUAUUUCAAACUGUGUCAACAUAUUAAUGUGGUUUGAUCAGUUCAGGAUCUGAACUGAAAGAAAUUCUCACAUAUUGAAUGGGUAAUUGCCCUGCUUGGCUGUGCUUUUCUCCCUCUAGCAUGUGGAUUUACUUGCUAAUGUGAGCUGUCUGGAGCUCCUUGCUUUUAAGGUGCUUUUUAUAGUUCACCUGAGAUAACCAUAGCCUGUUGAGGUCUGGAGUGUAUGGAUUUACUUGUAGCAGCUGAUGUGUGGAUGAUCCAGCAUUUCUGUGUGGGAUUGAAUCGGGUAACUUUCAGACUUUGAUUGUGUGCUCUUGAGUAAUCUGAUAUUAAAAGCAAGGCACUGUGAAUUCAUUGACUUCUCACAUUCUCUUGUGAUCCAGAUUCUCAUUUUUUUAUCUAAAUACUUUAUUGACACUUUGUUUCUUUAAAACAAAUAAAAUUGGAAUGUGAAGGCAGUCAGAGUAGCAUAAUGUCAAGGUGAGUUCUGAACCUGAAAGUCUGAGGUCACCUGUCACUUCAGUCAUGAACUUCCUAGAUAGCGUUAGUCAGACCACUAUCUGUAUACCUUAGCUUUCCAUCUGCAUAUGGAGAUACUUUUGAUUUACUUGUCAGGCUGCAAGCAAUCAAAAGCACAAUAUGAACGUUCUGUAUUUCAUCAAUCCCAUAACAACUCUUGACGUGUAACUGACUUUUCUGCACAUAUUGUUAUUGGGUUGCUUUCUGAACAAGCUUUAAUACUGGGUUGAGAUCCAAUAUAGUGUGGAGCAGUUACCCCCUGUGGGCCCCCACAAGCCUCAAAAUCUGUUCCAGAGGGUUGAGCAGAUUUGGGUUGUUUGGAGCUGGAGGAUGGAGAAGAGAAAACAGAAGUCUGAAUGCGCAUACUGGUAGCCAUCUUCAAAUAACUUCCUUAGGCUCUAUACAGUGUCUGCAGUUCUGACCAUUCUUCAUAACGGAAAGUAUGCAACCAACUUUUUCUCAGCAGGACAAAAGGAACAAGCUGUUGAAUGGUACAGAAAGGGGAUUGAAGAACUGGAAAAAGGAAUAGCUGUGCUAGUUACUGGUCAAGGUAGGCCAACCUUGUGUCUCUGAAACUGUGAGCUUAUUUUGAUCCUAAAUUUAAAUGAAUAAACAGAAGGAGCAAUUGAAAUCUGCAAAGAAAACCUAGUAAAUCAUCUUCUUUUUUUCAGAAUUUUUUAAAAAAAGGUUUUCAUGGUUAAGUUUUUUUCCUCUGACCUCGAGCCAUAUUACCAUGGAUUUUGGGUUUCCUUGAGGUUAAUCACUGGUUGUUUGCUCCUGCUGCUGCCACACUGCCAGGAAACAAGCCAUGGUCUAGUUUAGCAUUAUGGUUGGGGCUUGUUUGGAGCAAAAACUACAGACUUUGUUUAAAAUAUGUUAGCCACCAGACCACAGCUUGUUUCCUUGCAAUGCAGCAGGAGUGGCAGAGGAGUAGCAUUCAUGUUAACUUUCAAAUGUUUGUUGAAAUUUUUUCUUUGCCCUAAGGCUUAUGCAGACAAUUAAGAAACAUUUCCCAUAGUAGUCAGCUGGUGAUCUGUUUUAAGUGUUUAUGUGGUUUUUAUUGUAUUAUAAUUGUUGCAGAUGGCUUUGGUAUUUUUCACAAAAUUGAGGUAGACAAAUAUGUUUAUAAAAAAAACAACUAAACCUUAGUUUAUGUUUGAAUGUGAUGUGUGAACAAGGCCAGAGUUGUUGAAUGCAAUACACUUCCUUAAUUGCUGACAGCUAAUUGUACUUGAAAUAAAAUCUCUGUUUUGGAAAUACUCAAACCGAUACUCAUUAAAUUUUCUAAAUAAUAACCAAAAAAACCAUCUGCCAUUAAAAUUGUACUGAAUUAAUUCUGGUUCAGGCCAAUAAAGUCAGAUCCUAAACUGAUUCUGUUCCAGUUCAUGUUGAAUAAUACUGAAUUCAUAAUGGGAUACAACAAAUAUUUAGGAUUGAUCAUAGACAAUCAGAACCAUACUUUUAAAUGGAAUUAAUCAGAGGUUGCUGGACUGAAGUUUCCAGCAUCCUUGGCCAUUGGUCAUAGCUGUGAGGCCUAUGAGAAUUGGAGUCCAACAACAUCUGGAGGGCUGCAUGUGUGAUUUAGAUCAGCACAAUUGCAAACCUUUUCUUUAGAAACUGCAGGCCUAACCAACACAAAUAACAGCUUGCCCAUAAGGAAACAAGCUCAAAACACUGUGUCUUUCAUGUCAGAACUUAGAAAUAAGUUUUAUCAUGACUUAAAAGUCUGAUGAAGGCAUUCUGUGGUGCCCAGGUGCUUUUAACCCCUUUCCCCACCAUGCCAUUAUCCUGUCUGUUGCUAGUUACUUCUUUGAAAGAAUGGAGUACACACAGAAAUUUGACAUAAUUCAAGAAUAAAAAUCCUUCCAGCAGGAGUGCCACCUUGGCUGCAUGACCAUGGGUGCCAUGCAGUAAGCAUGGCCCUGGCACCGAAAUUUGUAGGUGCCCAGACCCUUCACGGGCAAUUUUGUGGGUGCUCGGUUAGCCAGGGCCCCAGCAAGUUGGCACUUAUGCCUUCCAGAUAACUCUGAACCACCCCGAGACAUGUGGGUAUAGGAUGGUAUAUAAAUUCAAGAAAUAAUAGUAAUAAUAAUAAUAAUAAUAAUAAUAAUGGGUUCACGUGCUAAUGGUUCACUCUUUUUUUUGGAUAGUUUAUAUUAUCUACCACUUGUUUCUUAGUUGAACUUGUAUUUUGAACAGAUAACCUGGAUUUUGUUUUUGUUUGUCACAGUUGUGGUUCUACAAAGUAUCUCUGUUGAUGGUUCAUGUUCUCUUUUCAGAGGGAAUGGGGAUAAAAUUCAGUCAGAUUUUUUGGCUCAAGUCAAUCUUGCUACCUUGGCACUAACAUUUUUGGUGUUGCUUUUAAAAGCAAGUUGAAAGCUUUAAAUACAUAUUUAAUUUUGAUGUAAGAAGGCAUCCUAUCUGUAAAUUGGCAAAACAAGUAUACUAAAAUUGUAAUGUAAAUGUGGAAUGGCAAAUAGUUAGCAUUUAUUAAUAUCUUAGAAGUUUUUGUUGUUGUUUAGAGAUUAUUGGGGCUAAAAUCAAUCCAAACGGUUGCACUUCAUGUUCCUUUAGAAUGGUUUUUUCAUCAGUUUAGAAAUCUGACAUACUACUUGUCAGAAAGAGACCUAAUACUACUGCUAGUUCCAUAUCAGCAUUUUGAAAUAAUGGCAGGGAAUAGAAAAUAUGAACAGGGAGCAGGCUAAUUGCACAUGUAAUGGGAAAAUACAGCUAGUCUGAACACGUUCUUACUACUGUGUUCAUUUGCAUAUUUUCCUCAUUUGUGCAAAUGUCCCCGAAGAGAGAAAAGCAUGCACAGACUUGUUCUAAUGUUACAUAUCUAUGCAGAGCAUCAUUUUUUUUUGCCAUAAGUAAGUUGUAAUUUUAAUAUUUACUUCUCUUUUUUGCUAUAGUGUGGGACAAACAUUGCUGUUGUACUUAUGCUUGAAUCUGAAUAUUUAACUUUCUUUUUAAGGAGAUCAUUGUGAUCGAGCUCGCCGUCUCCAGUCUAAAAUGAUGACAAAUUUGGCAAUGGCCAAGGACCGUUUGCAGCUGUUAGGUAUUACUUAAUAUUUUUAUUUUGGAAAACGGGAAAUGAUAGUUACAUAAUGCAUAUAUUUAAGAAACAUUUAUUAAUCUGGCUUUUUAAUUUUUGAAAGGGGUAUCUCGGUAUUGGAUUUUAACUGCAUAGAACCUAUAUACCCACUGUGACACAGAUACAGGAAUAUUGGCAGAGCCGGGGUCUUUUAGGGGGAGGGAUUUAAAGGGGCUGUGAGAAAAACAGACUCAAGACUCUAUUAAGAUGAAGAACUAGAGUUCUGGAGUUCAGUUGGCUCUCUGAACUAGAGAAUUUAUUUGGUACACCCAGUGGAAGUAAAUCCAUGUUGCACCUAAAAUAAACAUUUUAAAAGGUCUCUUUUAGUAAAUCUGAGUGAAUUCACAGUUUGUCAUUCUUAUAUCAAGUAAAAAGAAUAAAGGACCAAACUAGACAGUCUGUGUAAGAAACCAGGGGCCAGUGUGGUGUAGUGGUUAAGAGCGGUAGACUCGUAAUCUGGUGAACCGGGUUCGCUUCCCCGCUCCUCCACAUGCAGCUGCUGGGUGACCUUGGGCUAGUCACACUUCUCUGAAGUCUCUCAGCCCCACUCACCUCACAGAGUGUUUGUUGUGGGGGAGGAAGGGAAAGGAGAAUGUUAGCCGCUUUGAGACUCCUUCGGGUAGUGAUAAAGCGGGAUAUCAGAUCCAAACUCCUCUUCUUCUUCUUCAGCCUUAGGAGGAUGCAAGUUUGUGUGGAACAAUGGCAUUGAAAGAGGCUGCUUAACCCUUCCCCUUCAGACUGUUUUUCUACUUAAAACCCAACCACUCCUGCUGCAACUAACUGGGCAGAAAAAUGGAUACAUGCCAUAUGUUAAGCUGCCUACUCACCUCCUGGCAUACCUCCACUCAAACCAGCAGCCCCCUGAGACUGGUCUUAGUGUAAGAGAUGCAUGCAACUUGCUGCAUGUCACAUUCCUAAAUUGCAGUAAUGAGUGUUGGAUGUAAGAACUUAAGUAAAGCUUUAGAGCUGAUGACUGAGUCACACUAAAAAAAAUCUAAUUAUAUUCUAUGGCCAUGACAUACAACUUGUUUUCAAUAGAGCAUAGUAAAAACUUAAAAUUAACAUCAUAUAGCUAUAGUAUGUACUCUGUUAACACAAGCUUCUUAGGUAUGAGAAGUCUGGCUUAAGUAUCAGUCUUCCUGAGCUAUAACUGUACCUCUUGCCCCUCCCACCUGCCCUUCCAUUCUCUCCCCCUCACCAGUGGGUUUCCAGUCCUACUCAGAGUUUCAGUCACAACAUAGUUUAAAUGUAACUCUGUUUUUUCUGGAACGCUCCAAAUUAAUCUUGCUUCUUUCUUCUUGAGAUGAGGGCUUCGAGUAAUUUAUUAGUCCUGCUGGUACUUGGCAAAAGUACAGAAGGAACUGAGUCCUUAAGGUGCCAUAGGACACUGCUUUGUUUUGCUGCAGCAGACUUAACAUGGUCGUCCCUUGCAGUAAGUCUUAGGCCAGAUAGUAGCCCAAUCUUACGCAUAUACUAUGUAUUCAGUAGUCUCCCUAAAUUUAAUGGAUAUGAUUUAGAUCAUAUGUUAGCGUGCAUAUGCCUGUAGCUUAAAAGUAAAUCUGAUAAUUAUUUGUCUUAUUUAUGUGUUGUUUUAUGGGAAAACUAUAAUUUUAAAAGAAUUUUUAUCGUAGCAUUUAUUGUUAAUAAGGCUUUAGGUGAGUUAUUGCCAUUGCAUAGAUAAUUUUGACAUAGAGUGUAAUACUUAACAUGCUUUGUUUAUAAGCAGCAGAAAUCUGUUUGAAACUUGGUGCAAUUAUGGAAAGAAACCACAUUUAGUUUGGGGGGCUGAUAAUGGCUUCAUAGUGGUUUUUUCAUUUGUGGAGUAGCAUAGGGCUCUGUAUUGUUGUUCCAUGUUUUUAAUAUCUACAUGAAACUUCUGGGGGAAGGUAUCCAAAGGUGUGGUCACAGUGUCAUCAGUAUGCUGACAGCAUGCAGCUGUGUGUUUUGUUGCCAUCUUCUGAUGUAAUUGAGGCUGUUAAAACCCUAAACCAGUGCUUGAAGGCAUUUGUGGGACUGAUGAACUGAGGUUAAGUCCAGGCAAGACAGAGGUGCUCUUGGUUGGAGAUUCCUGGCUUCAGAAGGAGGAUUACAGCUAGCACUGGACAGGGUAACAUUAUUCCCUAGAAUGGGAUGGAUUCCCUCCCCCCCAGCCCAAGGGUUGGAUCAAGGACUUGCGUUAUUUUUGGGGGGCUGGGAGGGACCACCUACUUUUAAAGUCACCUGAUGUCAUUAUCAAUUCAGGUGACAGCAGAGGAGCUCACUUUCAGCAUCUGAUUGGCACUGACAACAAGCCCUUUUGAAGCUGUCAGUUUGCAGAUGUGAUUUGAAUCCAAACCACACAUGUGAAAGGACACGUUCAAAGGGGCUCACUGAAAGUGUCAGUUGGUGCUGAGAACGGGUGCUGCUUGCCAAGGAACACUCAGGAGUGCAUUUUAAGCUCCCCAUUAUUCCUUUGCAGCUGUGUCUUUAGCUGCCUGGCAUUGCAUAUGGUAUCAGGUGUGGGAAAGGUAGGCAUGGUUUGGCAGAAAAGGUCUUGUGGGCCAAAUAAAGCCCAUGCAACAAAGGCUCCCCACUGUUGCUGUUAAAGGACCCAAGUUCUCCUGGCUUCAAUACUGACUGGGGGAGCCUAGGUAGCAUUUGUAUCCAGGAGUGUAUUUUAUCGACUUGGUACACUAAGUACAGCCCUUUCUGGAGCUGACAGACCUAGCCACAGAUCUGAUCCAUGCUGUGGUCACAUCUAGACUGGAUUUAAUAUUGUAAUGCACUGUAUGUGGGGCUAUCUUUAAAUAUAGUCCAGAAACUUCAGCUGCUUCAAAACAUAACCACCAGAGUUCUGAUGGGUGUAUGGCAGUCAGCUUCAAUAACACUUGUAUUCAUUAAUGACACUGGCUCCUAAUAUGUCUCCAGGCCCAAUUCGAAGUGCUGGUUUUAGCCUUGAAAGUGCCAAAUGAUUUGGGCCCAAGUUACUUAAAAGGCUGCAUGCACCAUACCAUCCUGCCCUCGCACAGAUAUCUCAGUUAGAGGACCUCUUGAUGUAUUCACCUCCUAGAUCUAUUAUGUGAAUGACUAGGAGACAGAGAGGGAGUCUUUUAUGGCUCCACAGUUUGGACCUCUGUCCAAGUAGAGCUGUGGUGGUCAGCUUUUCAGAAUGUUUCAAAAUAUUCAUUUGUUUCAAAUUGCCUUCCCUGGAUAAUUUUUUGUUCCACUCACUUAAGGAAGCUGGAAUGUUUUUGUGUUACUAAAAUUCUGAGUUUGUAUUUAUCUGUGAUCUUUAUUCUUGAUUUUAAUGCUUGUAGUUUUUAUUGGUUGUAAAUCUCUUUUGAUAGUCUUUGCCUGGAAAAGCAUCACACAAGCAUUUUAAAAUAAAAAUAGUUUAGAGCAUGCAGGUGAAAUCUCUCAACAUCUUCACCUUCCAUCAACAAGACAUAGCCGUUUCCAUAAGCCCUAGGUAAAGCGUAAAGGGACCCCUGACAGUUAAGUCCAGUUGCGAACGACUCUGGGGUUGCGGUGCUCAUCUCGCUUUACAGGCCAAGGGAGCCAGCGUUUGUCCGCUCCGCAGACAGUUUUUCCGGGUCAUGUGGCCAGCAUGACUAAGCCGCUCCUGGUGCAACGGAACACUGACACCAGAGCAGCGCACGGAAACGCCAUUUACCUUCCCGCCGGAGCGAUACCUAUUAAUCUAUCUGCACUUUUAGUGUGCUUUCAAACUGCUAGGUUGGCAGGAGCUGGGACCGAGUAAUGGGAGCUCACCCCGUCGAGAAGAUUCCAACCAGCGACCUUUUGAUCAGCAAGCCCAAGGCUCAGUGGUUUAGACCACAGUGCCACCCGUGUCCCUAUGUUGGAACAAAAACCCAAGGAGGCAUGUAACUAAAUUUGACAAGUGUUAGAAAUAACUGGCCGUAUGUUUGGCUCUAGGCCUCUUAUCGUGCCACUUUGUCUCUUGACAUGUGAUGAAAUCAUCAACUGGGGUCACCUUUUGAUCUAAAGACAAGUGGAUAACAAUACAAGUACAAUAAAGUGUACUUCGCCUGAUCCAGCAGGCUCCUCUUAUGUAACUGAAGAAUGCAUUUUGUGAGCUAAAACUACAUUGAAAACUGUUGCUUUUUGACAGUGGCUGUUUCUCUUUUCUGUGUGGGUUGGAUUCAAACUUGCAUGCAAUGGAGUUUUGAUCAUGUGAAAAUCGGCUAGAGGAACAGAGAAGGGGAAGAUUAUUUUUGCAAGUUCCUCCUUUCCUGUGUUGGCCUCUGAAAAGCUGAUAUAAGUGGCUGCAGGCCCCUAUGCAACAAUGGGCAGUGACAAUGAGGACUGCAGGGAGAAAGGGGGAUAGUAGAAAAUAGCCAUCUAUUCCAGCAUAAGCUUCUGCUAGAUCAGAAUCACUCCCAUAUGCAUUAUGGCAACCCUGCACCCAACCUUUCUUUUGUUAAAUAAAAUGGGUGUUGACCCCUCUUUCUAAAACCAAUUAGUGUGAAGAACUCCAAAUAAGUUAAGUGUGUGAAUGCUGCAGGGUUUUAUGACAAGUCAAGUUCAAGAGGCUGUUUAAUACAAGAGAAACUAUGUUACUUCAGAAAGAUGACAAAUAAUGAUUGUCAUAAGGGCUGGAGCAUUGGAAUUGAAGCAGUAUAAUUUCUUGGAAUAUUUCUCAAGUACACAUCAUACUUUAGAAGUGGCAGAAAGACUUCAUCAGUUUACCCCAAAUCUGCUAAUUGUACAAUAAUGCUACACCCCUUUAAGAAUCCAUUUUCCCUUUAGGAUAUUUGAUAUUUAGUAAUGUAGUGUUGCAGUUUGAAGAUGCUAAUUUGAUCAGAAAAUAUUAUUCUUGCUCAACCUUAUUAAUUGAAGAAUUGUCUGACGUGAUGUAAUCUGCUGAAGCAAGCAUUAGCUGUUAAAUAUGGAGUGGUAAUUAUACACAAACAUUUGCCAAUAAAGCGUACUAUAAAGAUAAGAUCUGGCUGCAACAUGUACCAACUGGUUACAAGCUCUCUCACCUAAAACCUUCUUUUUCCCAUGGAUAGAGAUACCUGUGCAUACAGCAUUGAAAAGUUUCCCAUCAAUCUUUUACAUUGUGAUUUCUGACUAACUUGGUUAUUGACUGUAAUUCACAACCUUUUCAUAAUAGUAUAUCAUCUUUUAGAUGUUCUUGUAGCUUCAUAAUAUAGCAAACAUAAGACACAUGCUUUCUAACUUUAAUCCAUUUCAAGUCAAUCAAAGGCAAAGUCAUUUUUUGUGUGAUUUAGUGUACGUAACUUCCAUGGGUUCAUUUUUUGUUUUUUAUUUGUCCUUCCCCACCCUUCUGUUUUGUUGCAUAGAGAAGAUGCAGGCAGUUAAGCAAAUUCCCAAGCUGCAAAUGGAAAUCUGUAGUGACAGUACUAACCUGGUAUGCCGCAAUGGACAUCUCCAGUCAGGUGGGUUUGGUUUUACCAGCACCUAAAUAAUUAGGGGGAUGUCUCAGUAUAUAUUAUGUAACAAAGAAAAUAUGCAGUGCUAAAUUGCCUGCUCCUAAACAAUUUUUAAAAUGCUUUUCUACUGAAAGGUUUCUGUAGUACGUUCUGUCCUCAAAAUUGUGUUAACAUUGCGCUUGUUGAACUCCUUUCCUUGUACUUUAAAGUUCACCACAUUUUAAAUGAAAUGGUUCCUAAGGAAAUCGUUAAUUUUUAAAAAUCACAUGCUUUUAAAAUGCAGUUUUAACAGUUUGAAAAAAACACCCUGCAUUUUGUGAAAUAUCGUAUCAGGAAAAAAAGCUGGGAGAUUUUAGAGGCAGCUACAAAGUGAUAUAAGGCGAAACUAUAUAACUGGAUUGUUUUGAAUUCUAUUUUAUAUUAACAUCAACCAAAACAAUAUUUGAAUACACUUCCCGUUAGUUAUAUUCUACUUUUUAUUAUUGGUCAUUUCUCUUUUGCUGCUUGAUGUUAGAAAGUAUGCCUAGAAUUAUUGUAAAAGGCUGCAUAUAUGUGAAGGUUAAUUGUGUUGUUAACUAGGAGAACUAUAUGUGAGAGUUGGUUGAAGUCAUAUAUUUGGGGGAAGGAUUGUAACCUGACAUUCUGAAAGUAUGCACUAAAAAGGAAAAGUGAACUUAAAACAGCAGAUUGUGAAAUGUUCAUUGUUAGCUUUGUAAUUUUGUUAAGCGGGGUAGCCUCUCUGCAUACUAUUUUCACUGUUUGUAGGACAAAUGCUUUCAAAUGAACAGAUGCAAAUAUUGUUGAAAGCACAACUUAGCUAAAACAUAAGCAUGGUGGCUUAAUAUUUUUGCUUUAGAAAUUUGAUAUUUUAGAUGAGAAUCCCCAGAGAUUUGAGGUGGAAGGGGUUUCCUCAGUUGUUGUUUUUUUAAAUCUGCCUGUUACUUUUAGGCCAUAAAUACUCUCUUCAUUCUUGUUAACCAUUCUUAAAUGAGGCUUUGAAAUACUACCCGCCUUUCAUAUACUUUUGCUUAGCUUAUGUACACGGCUGGAGCUUCCAUAGAAUCAUAGAAUCUUAGAGCUGGAAGGGAUCCCAAGGGUCAUCUAGGCCAAUCCCCUGCAUGCAGUAAUCUAAAGCAUCCAUGACAGAUGGCCAUCCAACCUCUGCUUGAAAACCUCCAAGGAAGGGGAGUCCACCAUCUCUCAUGGGAGUCUGUUUCACUGCUGAACAGCUCUUACUGUCAGAAAGUUUUUCCGACUGUUUAGUCAGAAUCUCCUUUCUUGCAACUUGAAGCCAUUGGUUCGAGUUCUACCCUCCAGAGCAGGCACCCCCAAACUCGGCCCUCCAGCUGUUUUGGGACUACAAUUCCCAUCAUCCCUGACCACUGGUCCUGUUAGCUAGGGAUGAUGGGAGUUGUAGUCCCAAAACAGCUGGAGGGCCAAGUUUGGGGAUGCAUGUUCCAGAGCAUGAGAAAACAAGUAUGCUCCCUCCUCCAUGUGACAGUCCUUAAGAUAUUUGAAGAUGGCUAUCAUAUCUCCUUUCAGUCUCCUCUUUUCCAGGCUAAAUAUAACCAGCUCCCUCAAGCAUUCCUCAUAAAGCUUAAUUUCCAGACUCUUGAUCAUCUUGGUUGUCCUUCUCUGCAAACGUUCCAGCUUGUCAACAUCCUUCUUAAGUUGUGGUGCCCAGAAUUGGACACAGCAUUCCAAGUGUGGUCUGACUAAGGCAUUGCCAGAUAUCAGAUGAAUUUUAAUUAGUUUUUGAAGGAACAGUAUAGUUAGGUUCCGUUUAAUGCAAGUUGUUUUACUAAAUAAUUUGAUUCUGUGCUGAUUGAGAAUCAGUAAUAUCUUCUUAAUUGCAUCAUAAAGCUGUUAAAGUUUAGAAUAAAAUUGCUCUUCCCUAACCAUAUUUGGGAGGUACUCUCAAGUAAGGAUUACUCCAAAGAAGUCUUGCUCACUUCACAUAACCCAAUCUGGUCUCUGGUUUAGCAGUGUGUUACAGGCAAUGAGGUGAAACAGGAAAAAUUUAGAACACAUGUUAAUCUCAAGUGUGAAUCCAGUCAAACACUUAUCAAGUUGUCUUUGUGACGGUGAUGGUGAUGAAGAGUUCUCUGCCAUUUUUACAUCCUAGAUCCUUGGAAACAUGCUGUGAUAUUGCUGUGUGCUUCCAGGACAAAGUUCUGUCCUGAGUUGGUAUCCAACUAAUUUUGCAGUUCGGUCUUCUUAUGCUUAGAGUACCUUCUAGUCUAGUUUUGUGGUAUGAGGAUGUAGGUAAGGGGGUUGGAGAGGUGCUGCCUGCUUAACUGGUUCCUUUCUUGGCUUAUUGCAUCUAGCCUAUACACCUAUUUACUAGAAGGAGUGAUUCCAGCUGCUUUGAAAUUAACAGUUAUGAGGUUGCUUCUGAAGAAACUCUCCCUGCACCCCAAGAGCCAUAAAAAUUGUUGGCUAAUCCCAACUCUCCUCCUUGGGCAGAAUGCUUGAUGGUUGGUUGCCAAGAAAUUCCAGUUACUCUUGAAUCAAACUCUCAGCAGUAUUGGUAUAAUCAGCCUCCUUUUGGAAAGACUCCCUGAUUUCAGAGUUGAAAUCACAGUAGUAUAGUAGUAGUAGUAGUAGUAGUAGUAAUUGUAAUUUAUUUAUACCCUGCCCAUCUGGCUGGGCUUCCCCAGCCACUCUGGGUGGCUUCCAACAAAUUAUUAAAAUACAGUAAUACACUAAACAUUAAAAGCUUCCCUAAACAGGGCUGUCUUCAGAUGUCUUCUAAAAGUCUGGUAGUUGUUCUCUUUGAUAUCUGGUGGGAGGGCAUUCUAGCUGAAGGGCCACUUCCAGCUACUACUGUUGGAUCCCAUAGGAUGACGUUCUAGCUGAAGGGCCACUUCCAGCUACUACUGUUGGAUCCCAUAGGAUAUAUGUUCGUUAUGUGGUCCUACAGGGUUCUUUUUUCUCCCCUCUUCUGUUUCACAUUUACUUGAAGCUGCUGGGUGAGGUCAUCCAAAGUUUUGUAGUGUGGUGUUUCCAGUGUAUACACUCUUGUCUCUCCUUGACAAUGGAUUUAGUCAAGGUAGUGGAAGUGCUAAGUUGUCCACUGGAAUCAUGAAUGGACCAAAUGAUUGCCAACAAACUGAAGCUCAGUCUUGUCAGGAUUUAUCUACUGUUAAAAGGUGUUUUGUCUAGGGAACCAGUAGUCAACCAGUUCUGAAUGGGAGUGCACUCCACUCUGCAGAUUUAUUUAUUUGGGUGGGAAAUACUCAUGGUUCUAGCUUUAAUACUGUUCUUAGCAACCCUGAAAUCAGUGGAUGUAACAAUAUUUUUAAUUAUAACUGGUUUUAGACUAUUUUAACCAUUUUAGAAUGUUUUUGAAUUGUAGGUAUGUUUGCAGCCUUGGGCUCCUGCAGUAGGUAGGACAGGAUAUAUUUUCAUUUAACAAAAGAUACAAUAGCCUGUCCACAGUUAUCAGUGCUUUGGCGGCUUCCAGAGUAGACAACUGCAAUGCUUUGUAUUUGGGACUGCCUUCUGAAGUUCAGUUAGGUUACUAGCUGGGAUCAGGAAUAUAAUGCUAAUACCUAAAAAGAACUUCAUUGGCUUCUGAUCUGUUUCCAAGCACAGUACAAAGCCCUGCAUAGCUUGUGACCUGUCUCCUUCCUUAUCAAUCUACUUAGGUGUUAAUAUGAAUGUUUGAGGCCCUCCUUCAGAUACCCUUGCCAGAUAAGUUGAAGAUGGUGAUGACGUGAGAAUUUUAUUUAUUGUGGUGCCCAGUUUGUAAAAUUCUCUCCUCAGAGAUUCUUACUUGGUGCCUAUUUUUCUAGGACUAUAAUGCACAAGACAAAGAUUUGUUGGUUUUCCAGACUUAAAAUUCUUUUUAUCUUUUGACUUCUUAAUGUUUGCUGCUGUUACUACUUCAUUGUUCAUUGUUUUAUUUAUUGCCCUUAACGUUUUGUGAAGUGCCCUAGAAAUUUCAGACUGAAAUAUGAUACAAAGUUUUAAAAUAAGUGGAGAGUGAGUCUGACAUUCUAAGAUUUACAAUAUAUUUUUACUUCUUUGCACUUUCAACUUUUACACAGUACACUGAAGUGUCAAAAAUGUGACUUGGUAAAGAUAAAGCAUGCUGGAUCAUGUUGGUCAGGCCACAUAAAAUAAAUAUGUUAGUUGAUUUUCAGGAUUAUUUUCAGUUAAACAUGCAGCAGUGUAACACAAUUCAAAUAAUAUGCCAAUCAAUGUAAGAGAUGAACUAUAUUUCACUCCUUGUGAUUUUGUUGGCAUUGUGUUUCCCAGAAAUGAAUCACAGGAUGUAUAUUGGACUUGGCUGACAUAAGCCAUAUCCAGCUAGAUUUUUGGCUGCCUCUUCCUAUUCUAAAAUCUUAACACCAUUCAGAUGCUGCAGAGUUGAUACUUUGCUUCAUACAGGUAUAAUGUAGUGAUUAAGAGACUCGGUCCCCUGUUCAGAUAUUGUCUCUGCUAUGAAUUCAUGAGGUGGGUCAGUCUUGCCAUCCUCCGUUGACAAUAUGUGGAUAAUAAUACUAACCUACCUUACACUUUUCUAUUUCUUAUUAAGGAUUGUAACAUUGGUUUAGAGUUUUGAAUAUUCUAGGUGCUAUGUAGAUGCCUAGCAAUUAUGAUUAUUCUAGUGGUAAUUACAGUUCAUCUGUAUCAAGUGAAUGAAUGUAUUUGUAGGAUUCUAAAGACCAGAAAACUUAUUUGCUGUAGUACUAAAUGUGAUGGUUGACAGCUGCAUGUCCAGUAGUGUUUAAACAACUAAUAGUUAAAUAGAAUUUGAUUGACUAAUCUGAGUUUAUGGUGGUCCAGGAGUGGUAUUAAUGUAGACUUACUGGAAUUUUCUACCAAGCAAAAGCAAUUUUUACAUCACUAGUAAAACAAAUAUGAAUAUGACUCCUCCACUUUAAAAAAUGAUAUAAAGCAGUACAUUUGAUCAAGAUGUCACUCAUUAUUUUUAAACAGAGGAUGGUGUGCAACUAGUUGUUUUGAGUAUACCUUAUAUUGACAUAUCUGUGUCUUUCUUUUUGUAGAAAGUGGGGCUGUUCCAAAAAAGAAGGACCCAUUGACUCAAACGAGUAACUCACUCCCUCGUUCAAAAUCAGUGGCCAAAACUGGAUCUGUGGGGCUUUCAGGGCACCAAAGGACACCUAGUUACAGUGGCAUAUCCAAUUUUUCUGUACCUAGACAAGGAACUGUUCCCACAGCUUCAACUCAGAAGGUAAGGCAGUAGGCUCCAUGUGCUGCUUGCUUGCCAGUUUGUCUUCAUAACAGAAACAUUACCAUUCAAAAUUGAAGAAAUACAUGGCAACAGAGAGCUUUAUUUCAAAGCUUAGAGUCUUUAAUUGCAAAAAGAGUUUCUAAAGAAAAGUGCUACUUUUACUGUCCUAGCUCUUUUUUGAUUGAGACCAUGUGUUAGAAGUAGGCAACCGGUAGUGCUAUGCCUGCUUGAAAUCAUUUCACAAAAUGGCUCCAAGGGUAUGUAGGUGUGCAGUGGCUUCAUUUGUGAUUCAACUGCUUGCUAAUAGGAAACUAAAACAGGUGUCCAUACAGUUGAUUGUCCUUGAUCAUCUUUCUGAAAAGAUGGUUGGGUUUUCCUCAGUUUAAAGUGUGUCAGAAACCUGCACAAUUUGUUUCAUUAGAGGAUGCUACAGGAUAGUAAAAUGUUGUGUCACUAUCAAACCACUUCCUCUCCACCAUUACUCUUAAAAUCUUACACCUGUUGGUAGUCUGUGUUCAUUUUUCUCCAUGUACUUAAGGAGAAUGCUUAAAAUAACGGUCAAAAUAGAAUAUCCUGGUAAGAAUUUUCAAGAGUCCAAGACCUCCAAAAUAUUGUUGCAUGAGCUAAAAAUCCUAACAUACUUGUUGAUUGGUCUGAACUGGUGGCGAAUAACCAGGAAACAGAGCUUGAGAAUGUGGUGGAUAAUCUAUGCAAAAAUCAACAGAAUGUGUGGCAGUGAUGAUAAAUGCAAAUUUCUUACAAGGGUUGAUUAGGAAAGGGACUGAAACUAACUCAGCCGGUAUCAUUCUGCUUUCAUACAAAUCUCUGGUGCAGAUGCAUUUGGAAUAUGUGUACAGUCCUGAUUACUCCAUCUCAAAGGAUUUCAGAAUGAAAAAGCCACCUGAAUGAUCAAGGGAUUAGAGCAUCUCUACCAGGGGUCAGCAACCUUUUUCACUGUCCCUCAGACCUUGUGGGGGGCUGCACUAUAUUUUGAAAAAAAUAUAUGAACGAAUUCCUAUGCCCCGCAAAUAACCCAGAGAUGCAUUUUAAAUAAAAGCACACAUUCUACUUAUGUAAAAACACCAGGCAGGCCCCACAAAUAACCCAGAGAUGCAUUUUAAAUAAAAGGACACAUUCUAUUCAUGUAAAAACACGCUGAUUCCCGGACCGUCCAUGGGCCGGAUUGAGAAGGCGAUUGGGCCGCAUCCGGCCCCCGGGCCUUAGGUUGCCUACCCCUGAUCUACAAAGGGAUGCUAAAGUGUGUGAAGCUCUUCAGUUAUUUUUUAAAAGAACAACUAACAGGAGGAAGGAACAUGAUAGAGGUUUCUACACUUGCAUGGAGUACAGGAAAUUGAUUCCUUUAUUUAUGGAAAUCGGUAUUAAAAUAUAUGGUGAUUGCCACUGACUUGAGAUGGCUCUAAAAGGGGAUUAAACAAAUUCAUGAUGUGUAGCUCUGUCAGCCAUAGUAGCAGUGGAACCUCCAGAUUUAAAGUCAAUAUUCCAAGGAACUGGGGGCUGUCCUUGUGUUUUUUCCCCAAACAAUAUUGAAAUAUUUUUUAAAAAAUUGUUUCUUCAGGCUACUCCAAAAAAUAAUAGAGCCAACAAGCCUUCUACUCCUACAACUGCUGUGCGAAAAAAGAAAGACAUGAAGGUUUUUAGAAACGUGGAUAGUAAUCUUGCUAAUCUUAUUCUCAAUGAAAUAGUAGACAGGUAAGCAACAUCAGUGGUUGUCUUUAAUAAAGACAGGGUUAUUUUUUUAGAUUGCUAUGUAAGAAAAGUGGGUUUCCCCCCCAAUAGGGCAAUUAAGAUAAAACAUAUUAAUUUUUCUGUAUGAGUUGAUAGCAGAAUUUAGUUUUGGGGGUCUAAAUAAAACAUGCAGGUGUGGUUAUAGGAAAUGAAACAUUGAAUAUAAAUGUGGGUAAUUUCAUAAUUUUAAUGGAUUUCUUAAAUGGCAGUAAUGGUAUAAAACUAGCCAGCUGUACUCCAGAGCAAUGAAAUGUCUAUUGUUGCACUAAUUGGUAUUCUGUAUCUGUUAGUGGGCCAUCUGUCAAAUUUGAUGAUAUUGCUGGGCAAGAGCUGGCUAAGCAGGCACUGCAAGAAAUUGUUAUUCUCCCUUCACUUAGACCUGAGGUAAGCAAUAUGUUUCCUAUCAGUUUUUAUAUUGCACCUUAGAGCCUUCUGUUCUUUGUAUAAAUGAUGUAUGCUAUUUAUGUUAAUGCUGCUCAUUUACAAUUUGGGAUUAAUUCACAUAAUGUACCAAGAAAAGGAUCAAGACUGUUUCCAGAGAAAUCUUGCUAUAUUUGCAUCUCUUCCUUAAAAGUAGUAAUAAAAACCAUGAUUCUUAAUUGUAACCCAGUAGGGUUGUGAAUAAUUAUGACUAUUCAAUGGAGUGAAACUUAUCUGGUUGCAUGUAGCCCUCUUGUCCAUAGUAUCUAUUUAAAAUAUUUAUAAACUGACUUUUUUAGAUCUAAUAUGUGUUCUAUAUAUAGCAUUGUAAUAUGUAUACUAAGUAGUAGCUAAUCACAAACCACACACUAGUGCUGAAAUGCAUUCCCAUCCACCAAAAUUUCCAAAAACUCUCUUCUAUGAAUUUUGGUGCUAAGUAUCCACUAAAGAAAGGGGCAAAAAUGACAGCCAAAGUAUACAAAUCUCACAGGAAGGAGAGGGGGCAUUAGGUUGCAAAGACCUGCUGAUCACACGCAACUUCAAAUUCUGAUAAACAUAGAUUGAAACACUAUAAAGUUAAAUAUAUACUGUUAUGCUGACAUAAUGCAAGUCCAAAAUUAUUAUUUAAAGGUAAAGGUACCCCUGACCAUUAGGUCUAGUUGCAGUCGACUGUGGGGUUGUGCGCUCAUCUCUCUCUAUAGGCCGAGGGAGCCGGCGUUUGUCCGCAGACAGCUUCCAGGUCAUGUGGCCAGCAUGACUAAGCCGCUUCUGGUGAACCAGAGCAGCUCACGGAAACGCCGUUUAUCUUCCCACCAGAGCGGUACCUAUUUAUCUACUUGCACUUUGACGUGCUUUCAAACUGCUAGGUGGGCAGGAGCUGGGACCGAGCAAUGGGAGCUCACCCCGCCGUGGGAAUUCGAACCGCUGACCCUAGGUUCUGUGGUUUAGACCACAGCGCCACCCGCGUCCCUAAAUAAUUAUUUGGCCAACAUAUUAAUAAAUAUCCUUCUAUGUUUAGGUAUCUAAUAUAAAUACAGCCACUGGAUACAACCUACAGUGUGUGUCAGCAGAAGGAAGCUUGCAAAUUAUUUAUUCUUCCCUCCCCCCUCCCUCCUGCAGCACCCUGUCACCCUCUCCUGGAGCUAGAGGGGCAGGCAACUACUUAAUAGUAUGGGAUGUGUCAUACAGGUAGUAAUGGGUGGGAGAAAUCACCCUUAAUUGUGUAGAGGAAUCUUGGACCAGUGGAGCUCUGUUGGUGCAAGAUUCUUCAACUCAGUUUCAUGUGAUUCCCCCCCCCCCCACCUCCCAUUAUAGCUUUGCACGAAAAAGCCAAUGACGCUGUGAAGAGAGUUAACCUGGCCCUGGAAAAAAUGUCCAGCAGUUAUGGGCCGUUGGAGAAUAUCCCUUUCCUGGGCAAGGUACAGGAGAGAGAGUAAAGGCUAGUCAACUCUAGAUACUCUUGGAUGAAACUGGCUUUGUUGAUCCAUUUCAGUUAGGCUAUAGGCCUUAUUUUGGGACAGAAGCUGAAAUGUAUUGAUUUAUUACGGUCACAGACCAGAAAUACAAGGAACAGAAAAUGUUCAUGGUCACCCUGUGGGAUGACCUUUCUAAGGGGGCGGGUGCAAUGUUAAUUUGCUUGGGUCUUUCUGACGUUUGAUGCCAUUAUCCAUAAUAUCUUCUGCGUCUGAGUUGCUUAUUGGAGGAACUACUUGGCAGUGGAACUUUCUGCUGAGUAGCUGGCUGAUAAUACAACAAAACACACACUUUUUGUAAGAUAAAUGUAGGACUGCUCUGACAAUAGAUGAGGAAGAGCAGAAUGCUGGAAUUGAUGGUUUGAAAAUAGGUGGACCUGCAUAGAGGAGUAUUUUUAAAAAACUUGUCCAACUCUGGGCUACAUACAGAUCACUUCUGUUGUGUUACAGCUAGAUGAUCCAAAGCUAUUCAAGCUAAAACCCUGUCCUUUCCUUUCCUUUUUUCUUCUUUGAUAGGGCCUGCUCUGGCCAUCCUCCUCCCCUCUUGUUCUCUUUCCCUAUGCUUACUCUACUGCUGAUAUUAAGUUGCAAGUCUGGGUUGAGAUAGCAGGUCUUCCAGUGGUCUGGAAUGACCUGUCUUUUUGAAAGUUAUAUACAGUGGUGCCUCGCAAGACGAAAUUAAUUCGUUCCGCAAGUCUCUUCGUCUUGCGAGUUUUUCGUCUUGCGAUGCACGGUUUCCCUAGGAACGCAUUGAAAAUCAAUUAAUGCGUUCCUAGGAAACCGCCUUCAGACCAGGUCCGGGGACAGUCUGUCCCCGGACCUCUUCUGAAGGCUGGGGGGGGGGCAAGGGCUUUUCUUCCCACCCACCCCAGCAUUUUAAAAAACCCCGGGACAGCGGAGGACUUCUCCGCUGUCCGGGCGAUCUUAAAAUGCUGGCGGGCGGCAUUUUAAAAUCACCCCGGGACUGCGGAGGACUUCUCCGCUGUCCGGGGCAAUUUAAAAGCCCCUGGGAAGGCAGGCAGGGGGGACAAGACUUUGCCCUCGCCAGCCUUCAGAAGAGGUCCUGGACCUCUUCUGAAGGCGGGCGGGGGCGAAAGUCUUGCUCCCCCGCCUUCAAAAGCCCUCCGGGACAGGCAGGCAGGGGAGCAAAGACUUCGCCCCCGCCCGCCUUCAGAAGGUCUUCCUCCCCGCCCGGCUCGGAGCACCGCUCCGGCCGGGCGGCGGCGGGAGGUCUUCCUCCCCGCCCGGCUCGGAGCACCGCUCCGGCCGGGCGGCGGCGGCAGGUGUUCCUCCCCCGCCCGGCUCGGAGCACCGCUCCGGCCGGGCAGAGGCGGGAGGUCUUCCUCCCCACCGCCCGGCUCGGAGCACCGCCCGGCCGGGCAGAGGCGGGAGGUCUUCCCUCCCCCCGCCCGGCUCGGAGCACCGCUCCGGCCGGGCGGCGGCGGGAGGUGUCCCUCCCCCGCCCGGCUCGGAGCACCGCUCCGAGCCGGGCAGAGGCGGAGGUCUUCCUCCCCCCGCCCGGCCUCGGAGCACCGCCCGGGCCGGGCGGCGGCGGAGGUGUUCCCUCCCCGCCCGGCUCGGAGCACCGCCCGGGCCGGGCGGCGGGGAGGUCUUCCUCCCCACCGCCCGGCUCGGAGCACCGCUCCGGCCGGGCAGAGGCGGGAGGUCUCCCCUCCCCCGCCCGGCUCGGAGCACCGCCCGGGCCGGGCGGCGGCGGGAGGUGUUCCCUCCCCCGCCCGGCUCGGAGCACCGCUCCGAGGCUGGGCGGCGGGGGAGGUCUUCCCUCCCCACCGCCCGGCUCGGAGCACCGCUCCGAGCCGGGCGGCGGCGGCAGGUGUUCCCUCCCCCGCCCGGCUUCGGAGGGAGCCUUCCGAGCCCGGUGGCGGCGGGAGGAGGUGUCCCCGCCCGCCGCCAGGCUUCGGAGGAGGUCCGAGGACAGUGGGGAAGACGCGCUGCGCUUCCCGCUGUCCCUGAGAUUUCCUAUGGGCUGUCGUCUUGCGAAGCAAGCCCAUAGGGAAAUUCGUUUUGCGAAGCGCCUCCAAAACGGAAAACCCUUUCGUCUAGCGGGUUUUCCGUCUUGCGAGGCGUUCGUCUUGCGGGGUACCACUGUAUUUUAAAGAAACAUCAGUGUUAAAUGUAUGUGUAGAUACUGCCAGUUUCUAUAUAACCUUAUGCUUGUUUACAGUCACAAAACUGUAUGUAACUCUGCUAUUCUUUCAGCUGUUUACAGGGCUUAGGGCUCCUGCACGUGGAUUGUUGUUGUUUGGCCCACCAGGAAAUGGAAAGACGAUGUUGGUGAGAAAUCUGUUUUGCACUCUAGCAUGUUGUUCAGCUCAGCUUUUUGAGAACUUUCCACAUUUGCUUUCUAUUUUUAUGAAAGAAAGGUGUUGAAUAAUCUCUUUGAAAUAGGAGAGUAUUUUAAUUUUGGGCUGUUUGCACUCUGCUUGGAAGAAUACUGAAAAUUUUACAGUAUCUUAUGAGGAAAGUACAGAUAACUUGCAUCUUACACUUAUUUUACUUAGGCUAUCACAGCUUUGAGGGAGUGGGUGGGUAAAUUAACUUGGAGAGAUGGCCCUAGAUGGUUUAAGUGAAUUUGGUGCUUGGUAUUAACAUGCAAAUACCCUCUUUAAGUUAAGAGUAGGAAUGAGCUGUAUACCUUUAUGGGGGAAAAACAAUGCUUUUCUUGAUCUUUCAGUAAAUUGGCAUUUUUUUAAAAAAAGCUUGUAUAAGAUGAUGCAUUGUGGUGCUUUAGUGUAGCACAUUUGGUACAUUGGGAUUUGUAAAACUGUUUUGUUUAUUUCCUAAUACUUUAUGAAUAAAACAAAAAAUGAAGUGGAAAGUUUGCUUCAUAAACUCAUGUUAUCUCAAAUUCAAUAGAGGAAGUUGGUUCUCAUUCCAGUUUUAAUAGUUUAUAUAUGACCCUCACUGUACAGUGGUUGACAGCCUCAGAUUAGCUGCAUACAGUUUUUAUGAAUAAAUUUGAAGAGAUAAAGCAUUUGAAAAUUCAGCUGACUACCUUGGCAGACAUGUCACACUUUUAGGGAAUGACAUGCUAUAUAUUGCUAAAUCAAUGAUAGAUUAUUUGGAUUUUCCAUAACUGUAUUGUACUAUUUCUUACACAUUUAGUAAGAAUACUGUAAACCUUUUAUGUGGUAGUCCUCACUUGGCAUUUUCUCUUAUUCAAGGCCAAAGCAGUGGCUGCAGAAUCAAAUUCAACUUUCUUUAACAUAAGUGCUGCAAGUCUAACGUCAAAAUAUGUAAGUAGCAGUUGUAUAUUCUAGUUGUACACUUUUGAAAAAUACCUGGAGUUCUUGAUAAUGUAGGUUUGGCUCAAAAAAAAGUAACCGGCACCUGGGCUUUUUAGGAGCAUUUGGCAAUGAAAAGUUGCUAUAAACACAUAUUUCUAAAUAAAUGUGAAGAGGAAAUCAUUUAAAUUUCACUGCAACUUGUCAAAACCUAUGACAAAGUUAUUGGCUUGGAUCCUAACUAAGUUCACAGAAAGUUUCUCACCUGCAUUCCCCCUGCAGCUACAUACACCCUGAGAAAUCAUCUUUGUAAGGUUGGGGGUAAAAGAGGAGAGUGCAAAAUACGGUCUGAAGCUCAACAUCAAAAAAACUAAGAUCAUGGCCACUGGUCCCAUCACCUCCUGGCAAAUAGUAGGAGAAGAAAUGGAGGCAGUGAAAGAUUUUACUUUCUUGGGCUCCAUGAUCACUGCAGAUGGUGACAGCAGUCACGAAAUUAAAAGACGCCUGCUUCUUGGGAGAAAAGCGAUGACAAACCUAGACAGCGUCUUAAAAAGCAGAGACAUCACCUUGCCAACAAAGGUCCGUAUAGUUAAAGCUAUGGUUUUCCCAGUAGUGAUGUAUGGAAGUGAGAGCUGGACCAUAAAGAAGGCUGAUCACCAAAGAAUGGAUGCUUUUGAAUUAUGGUGCUGGAGGAGACUCUUGAGAGUCCCAUGGACUGCAAGAAGAUCAAACCUCUCCAUUCUUAAGGAAAUCAGCCCUGAUUCAGCCCUGCUCACUGGAAGGACAGAUCCUGAAGCUGAGACUCCAAUACUUUGGCCACCUCAUGAGAAGAGACGACUCCCUGGAAAAGACCUUGAUGUUGGGAAAGCUGGAGGGCACAAGGAGAAGGGGACGACAGAGGACGAGAUGGUUGGACAGUGUUCUUGAAACUACUAACGUGAGUUUGACCAAACUGUGGGAGGCAGUGGAGGACAGGAAUGCCUGGCGUGCUCUGGUCCAUGGGGUCACAAAGAGUUGGACACGACUAAAUGACUAAACAACAACAAAGGUUGGGGAAAUCCUCUUAAACAAUGUGCGAUGUGGCAAGGGGGCCUGUUGGGGGGCAUUGCCCCCAAAGUGAAUGGACUUUUGUCCAAUUUUGGCACAAGAUUUGAGUAAUUUCCACUUGCCAAGCGGAUACCCCACCCACAAACUUCAGGAAGGCCUCCUGAGCUACAAGAGAAGCUUUUUGAGGAAUUCAAAAGCAGGAAAGGCCGUGCACUUCUUUAAAUUGAUUUUCCUUCCAUGCACUUCUUUAAAUUGAUUGUGUUGGGAUCCAAACCAUUGACUUUAGGUUUUUAUUCAGGAAGGCAGAUAACAUCUAUCGCAAGUACCAGCACAGAGUUGGUGUCAAAAUUUGGUCUUGGUCUUAUUUUAUAUAAAUGAAAAGGAUGAGAAUGAACCAUAUUAACAAACUGUUUUUCUGAAGUAUAUGCCUUAUCUUCUUUUUAGGUUGGUGAAGGAGAGAAACUAGUGCGUGCUCUUUUUGCAGUAGCCAGAGAACUUCAACCUUCUAUAAUUUUUAUAGGUAAAACUUUAGCAUUUUGUAUUUAAAAAAGUAAAGCAGCUUCAAACUUUAACUUGUAAAGCAACCUAAUGUUGUGAUCAGGUAAAGCUGCAUCAUAAGCUAUUGUCCAUUUAUUGGAUUUGUUUUAUAAUUUAAGUAAGUAGGAUGUUUACAGAACUACCAAUAUUAUAUUGGAAGCUGCUCUGUGAAUAUAUAUUAAAAAGUCUGGUAUUGAUGUACUGAAGACAAAAAAAGACUUAUGCAUGCUCGUUCUCAAAUAUGUUAUUAACUUCAUGGAUCUCAAUAAUAGAUUUUGAAUAAAAUGCAAGUUAUUUUACUUACUUCAGUUAUACCAUUAUAGGAAAUGUUAUAAUGUUGCCACUUUCAAUUUUUAGAUGAAGUGGAUAGUCUCUUAUGUGAAAGAAGAGAAGGUGAACAUGAUGCUAGUAGACGUUUAAAAACGGAAUUUUUAAUAGAGUUUGAUGGUGUAAGUAUUAGCUUUGGUAUGAAGCUACAUCAAUGCAUACCGAUUUGUUGUGUUUAAACUGUGGAUUAUCCCUUUUAUACUUAGUUCUUUUUAAUCCUGAAGAGCAAAUAGAGAAGGGACAAGGAAUAUUUUAUUGGGGAAAAGGGAACUGUUUUCUUUUCCUAUUUUGCUGAACUCCAAAUGUUGUCCAAAGUGGUGGCUGGUAAGGUGGUGCAAUACGAAGUCAUGAAAACCAGUGAAGUUGUUUGCAUUUUUAUAAUACGGAACACUAAGCAAAGUUAUUGCUUAGCAAAAAUUAAGAGUUUACCAAUCUAUAACAUUAAGCUUCUUCAGGUAACUAUUUUGUGGCAGUAUUAAUUUCCAAUUUCUAAAUAUUUAAGCUUUGCUCUUUUGGAAAAAAAUAGGUACAGUCUUCAGGAGAAGACCGAAUACUUGUAAUGGGAGCAACUAACAGGCCACAAGAGCUUGAUGAUGCUGUUCUCAGGUACUUUAAAACAUGUGUUAUUAACAGCUGUACAUUGUGAGGGUUGGCAUAGUAGGUAUUCUUGAUCAUUCACUUGGUAUGUGUUGGGUUCCAGUAUUUCAAAGAAUAAUUUAGGGUGUGUUUGUGCACAGAAUUAUUGGAAUCUGCACUGUAGAUGUGGUAUCACACAGGGGAAUUAUUGAAAAUAUUUCAUAGCUGCUUGGAAUGUUUUUAAUAGGAAUAAAACAAUCUUACAAUUUUCCUUUGAAAAUGUAUGAGACAUAGGGUUAAAUCUAAAGGUGCCUUUCCAAUUACAGAAAGUCCUAUUGCUUCUGCUAAUGUAUGGGAGGAUGUGAUUCUUUUUCUCCAAAUCCCUCCUUUCCAUGCCACAUCCCAUACUGUUUUCCGAAUAUUCUGCAGGGUCACCCCAGUCCUCUAGAGCAGGUUUGUGGAUCUGUAGAAGGGCAAUAAAAUGGACAAAAAUCUCCUGUUCUGGUAGCAGGUGCAGAAAGUGACCCUUCCAUGAGCAAAACUCUUUGUUCAUGUGAUCAUAGGAUCCAACCUAUGUGAUUAUUAAAAUCUGUUUUGUAUACCUUUGGGGCCCCUUUCUUGAAUGCUAGCAUUUAAAUAUUGGUGGCUGGGAAUGAUGCUACCUCAUUAGCAACUUUCCUUGUGGACAUGGGGCUGUUUUUCAGGGUGACUUAACACAUCAAGUGGCACAGCUGAGAUAAUGAGGGCCAUAAGUGUGAUGGGGAUGAAGCUAGCUCUUUAGCAGAGGAUAUAGGCUGCUGUGGGUAGUACAAAUUUACUGUUAGAAAAUAUUGAAACAAUUUGAGCUGAAUAAUAAUAAGGACUGGGAGAUCUACAGAUCAGUCUUGACUGCCAUCUGUACAGGCAUUAUGUAUUGGAUUUGCUAAAACAACAAUGUACAAAUUAUAAGCUUUCUAAAAUAAGGGAUUCCGCCCCUCCUUACUGGCUGCUUCAUUUAAUAGACAGUUGCAUUUUUCAGGCAUCAGAUGCUAUUGAACACCUCUGUAACGUCAUAUUUUAGCCAAAAAUAUAUCUGUGAAAACAGUGCAUUUAUUAAAAUUAUUCAUGUGUAGUUGUAGUUUUAAGCUAUUUUUAGUAUCCUCUUACUACAGAAAUUCUUCUUUCAUACCCUCAGAGUGUGAUGUUUGUGCUUCAAUUGUGGCAUGAUAUAGAAAAUGGGCUUUUACAAACCAUGCUUCCUUAAUCAUAGUUUCUGUAUCAAUAUUUGUGUUUUCAGGCGAUUCAUCAAACGAGUGUAUGUAUCAUUACCAAAUGAAGAGGUAUGUAGCUUGUGAUUGCAUUUUAUACACAAGACUGCCCCACUGCUUGUUUUUGGUGCAAAUUUGUGAUAGAUUGAAAUCUUUCGUAUAAUUGCUACAAACAUGAAUUUUCAGUGAGCAUGGUUUAUAAAAGAGUUUACAGCAUAGAAUACAUCCUUCCAGCUCACAAUCUGCUUGACUUUUCACAUUUUUGAAAAUCUAAGCUUUCAGUAAAAAGGAUUUCAAGUCAUAUGGAGGAAAAAUAUUAAUCAGAUGUUGUCACCAUAUGUUCAAACUUUGAGAAAGGUCUGUGGUUAGGUGUUACUGCCCAAGCUGAACAAUUCCUCUUUCAUUUUUAGUUCCUUUUCUCCUGCAAACCUCUUAAUAGCUAGUGCUUCCUUCUUUCUCUACUAUUAUCCCAUUUUCUGCCUAAAUUCCAUCUGGCAGAUAACCUUACAAUCUGGAUUGGUAUAUAUGGGAGGAGGUAAUUUUUCAGGUAAUCUAGACUCAUAGUACAGAGAGCUUUUACUGAGGCCAAACCAACACUUUGACUGUGUAAUAUAAUCAUAUUGGCCAGUUUAUGUCUUUGGCAGGCCUCUUGUUUUAAGUAUUUUUAUAACAUUAACUUACACAAGAUUUCUUGUUUGUAUAGUUAUAAAUAGUGACCGUGAAUAUUGUGCCUUACAGACACGACUGCUUUUACUAAAAAAUCUUUUGAGCAAGCAAGGAAAUCCAUUAACCCAAAAAGAGCUGGCACAGCUAGCUAGGUGAGUAACUUUUUCUUUGUUGUUCAUUACAGCUGGUGUAUGUGUAGUAGGAUUUGCAGCUGUUGCACAUCAGCAGGGAUUCUAAAAAUAAUUCUUUUGAGUAUGUCAUGCAGAUGUCUUCCUUCCUUAACUGUUUAUGUAAAUAUCAAUACUUGAUGCAUCCAUCAAACAUAACACCACUGACCGUUUGAUACUAAAGCUAAACUUUCAUUACAGAAACAUUAUACAUUCAAUAUAAUACUAAUUUUAAAUUAACAUUUUAUUUAGGUUUUUUUAAAAAGCAGGCUGCCUUUGCUACAAGCUAGUGACUUAAAAUAUUGUAAACUUGUUGAGUUUCUUUAAUGCAGUUAUCCACAGGAAAAAACUGAAAUUGUGUUCACUUUCUCUUUACAAAGAAUGACAGAGGGAUACUCAGGGAGUGACUUGACAGCAUUAGCAAAAGAUGCAGCACUGGGUCCUAUACGAGGUAAGCUUGGUUACCUGUUAAUGAAAAAAUUAGAUCAAUGAACACUUUUCUGUUCUGUGCUGUGCUAGAUAAAGCCUUGAUUUCAAAUAUUUUUUAAAAUACAGCUGGAUAGUAUUAGACAAGGAUUUUUAUUGUGCCAUUCACUAUGAAGAGAUUACAUGAUACAUGUUUACCUUCCCACCGCAGCAGUAAACCAUUGAGCCUCUUGGACUUGCUGAUUGGAAGGUUGGCAGUUCGAAUCCAUGUGACACAUGAGCUCCCAUUGCUCUGUCCCAGCUUCUGCCAACCUAGCAGUUCGAAAGCAUGCCAGUGGAAGUAGAUAAAUAGGUACUGCUGUGGUGGGAAGGUAAACGGUGUUUCCGUGUGCUCUGGUUUCCGUCAUGGUGUUCCAUUGUGCCAGAAGCAGUUUAGUCAUGCUGGUUGCAUGACCCAGAAAGUUGUCUGUGGACAAAUGCCGGCUCCUUUGCCUGAAGCGAGAUGAGAGCCGCAACCCCAUAGUUGCCUUUGACUGGACUUAACUGCCCAGGGGUCUUUUACCUUUACACCUAUUUAUCUACUUGCUCUGGUAUGCUUUUGAACUGCUAGGUUGGCAGAAGCUAGUACAAUGCAAUGGGACCUUUAUAAAAGUAUAAAUACUCUGUUGUAUAUACAUUCUAGAACUAACAAUUUAUUCCAAAGCAUCUGAUACAUCUCUCAACAAAACUAAGCCUAGUAUCCAGUUUUAAAAUGCUAAAAAAAUCAUAAAUAGAAUGAAGCUUUAAAAUACGAAUUCAUUUCUUUUUAUUUUAAUACUGUCCUAGAAAUAAUAAUUUUACAAUAUAACCUUAGUAAUUUUUCAGAUCGGGACUGAAAAAAUAAUGGAACCAGGUGAUUGCUGUUGAUGCCUUAUCUCAUUUGACUAUUACUUAGUGUGUUUCACUUUCCAGUACUAAGAUAGGGAUGUUUCAGAUAUUGGGACUUCUGGUGGGAGAUAUUUUUUUCAAAACACAUUUGAUAGUUAUUUCUUUAAUUUACAGAACUAAAACCAGAGCAGGUGAAGAACAUGUCUGCCAGUGAGGUAUGCUGUUUUAAGAUUUGCUUUGCCAAACCAACUAGUUAUUUUUGCUUGUUUUGUUUUUACAACUUCUAUGAAAUAGAAUCACUCUCUUGUUUUCAGAUCUUUCUGCCUUAUAUUUUCAUAAUGAUUUUGUGAUUUUUGUUAUUGCUGCAUUGGUUGUGUAAAUGUGGUGUUCACUUUAGGUUUGGAGAUAUUCCUAAGAGCAGAGCAAAGCUGUCUAGCUUUUAAUACUUGCUGCUGCAGCAAUUCACCUUGUAAAACGAGUUGCCUGAUUCAUGUAUCUAAUCCACAAAAGACAACAAAACAGCCUGAAAAUACUUCAUGGGGAAGAAGAUCUCUAAGUAACAUGGGAUAGAGCCAAAUUUGCCCCUCAGGGAAUGUAAUGUCUUACUCCAUUUGCACAUGGAACCAGGAUCCAGCAGAGGUUCUGCACCCCCACCCCCACCAAGAUGAAGCAACUCUUAGAGCCCAAGCCCUUCAGAUAGUCUUUCAAAGGGGUCACAGGAGGCUGCAGAUAGAAGGAUGAAUUGGCAGGACCACUUCUCCUUGAUUCAGCACAACUGAAACUCUGAGGAGUGCAAUUCUGGAUCCAGCCUGAUAUCUGUAUACUAAUCGAGGAUUGAUAACAUAAACACAUGGUAAAAGUGGUCCCAUUCCCUUUUCAUUUCAAAUUUAAUGACGUACUACUGUAUCCCUCAGUCUGUCUCACCAGCUUGUCCUAGCAAACACUGCCUGCCAAUAAUCCAACAUCAUUUAUAGAUGGAAAUAAUCCCUUAAAGGACAGUUUCUUAUCGCCAGGCCUAUUGCCAAGCACAACAGCACUAAGAUUAAAUAAGCCUUUUGCAUGUUCCUUAAGUGUAAAGGCAGCAUUUACACCCACCCCAGCACUGGAGUGGGGAGAAGUUAUGCCUCCCCCCCCCACCUCUGAACUUAGCAGUGUAGCGUUAGACACUCUGUGUGUGUGUGUGUGUGUGAGAGAGAGAGAGAGAGAGAGAGAGAGAGAGAGAGAGAGCUGUUUGCCCACAUGUCUGGGGGAGGUUUGUGACAAGCGGGGGGUCAUAGAGGCCCUUAGGUUUUUCUCUUUUGUGCUUUUUGCCCCAUCAACUUUUGUCCUCUCCAUUGAAAUGAGGCUCCUGGAUGGUUGGUUAUGUUGAAAUCAAGUGCUCGGGUUGAAAGCAGCUCUCCAUCUUGGCUUUAGGAUUUAUAGCCUCCUAGUCAGUACAGUGGUACCUCGGGUUACUUUGCUUCAGGAUGAGAACAGAAAUCGUGCAGUGGCGGCAUGGCAGCAGCAGGAGGCCCCAUUAGCUAAAGUGGUGCUUUAGGUUAAGAACAGUUUCAGGUUAAGAACGGACCUCCGGAACGAAUUAAGUACGUAACCAGAGGUACCACUGUACUUAAACACUGCAGGCCAAAGAUUCAAGUCCCAAAAUGUAUUUCUGUACUGUUUAAAACACAGUCAAGACUAUAAGGCUGAAAGUUAAAAAUGUUCAUGCUAAGCAAAUACUUUUUUAGUGACAGGAAAUAAUUCAUGGCCUGUGAUUUUGACUGGACUUCUGUUCUCAUGUAUUAACAACACCUGGAAUUAAGGCAGGAUUAAUUUUGUUCUGCCUGUUACUGAUACUUUUCCCUAUGAUCCUGACUUUUGUAAGUUUAAUAGCUAAACAAGCAUAUUUGAUAUUCUGAUUCAGUUCAGUCCAAAAUGCAACUUAGAAAGCAAGCAUCACCAAGGUGGUUAAUGUAAAAAACUUUCUUUGCUUCUAGAUGAGAAAUAUCAAAUUGUCAGACUUCACUGAGUCCUUGAAGAAAAUAAAACGCAGUCUCAGCCCACAGACCCUGGAAGCUUAUAUUCGCUGGAACAAGGACUUUGGAGACACAACAGUUUAA
Messenger RNA from Podarcis lilfordi (Lilford's wall lizard), 31774 nucleotides. Lineage: Eukaryota; Metazoa; Chordata; Lepidosauria; Squamata; Lacertidae. The record is from the annotation of a GenBank genome assembly.